CCUUGUCCCGCGCCUGCAGUGAGCGGCUAGAUUCAUGAAAAAGAACCUGGAACGGCCCUCCCCGGGGCUAAGUUGGGUACCAGUACAUGUCGUGGGGCCAGAGAAGCUAGAGGCAGGUAUUCCAGGGAUGUAGCUGUUCUGCAAAUCUGAGGACUCGGCUUCGGGAAGGGCUGUGGGCAAGCGUAUGAGGACUGUCCCUCUUCUCCCAGGCCGACGCGGGAUAUCCCGGAGACCCCGGAGAGGCUGCCACUCUGAUGUCUGGAGAAACAGGCCCUAAGCCCAGGCUGGCUAUGAAGAGUGACUCCUCGACCCCUGCAGCCCCCCUUAGGGGGCUCGGGGCGCCUCUGAGGAGCAGCGAGCCUGUACGCGUCGCCCCGACUCCGUCGGCAGCCGUGGUUCUGCUGGAGGAGGCUGCAGACCUCUUGGUGGUGCACCUGGACUUCCGGGCGGCACUGCAAACCUGCGAACGCGCCUGGCAGAGCUUGGCCAAAGAUGAUGCGGGCACUUCCUUGGAGGUGAAAUGCUCCCUGUGUGUUGUGGGGAUCCAGGCCCUGGCAGAAAUGAAUCGGUGGCAGGAAGUCCUGUCCUGGGUUCUUCAGUAUUACCAGGUCCCUGAAAAGCUACCUCCCAAAGUCCUGGAACUAUGUGUUCUUUUAUACAGCAAAAUGCAAGAGCCUGGUGCUGUGCUGGAAGUGGUCAGUGCCUGGCUGCAAGACCUUGACAACCAGGGCCUUCCAGAAUACAGAGCCUUGGCAGAACUUCACCUGCACCAAGUGCUGCUGCCUCUGGGCUGCUUGUCGGAGGCUGAGGAGCUAGUGGUGGGUUCUGCAGCCUUCAAUGAGGAAGAGCGGUUGGACUUACUCCAGGCCAUUAGUAAGGCAAGGCAACAGCAGAAACACCAACACUUGGGCACUGAGGACGCCCAGAAGCUAAACCAGGAAGGCUCCUUCUCCCACAAGUUCCUGUCACUAAUGAUGUUGCUUCGCCGGCUUUGGGAUUCUACAGUGAGCCACUUCUUCUCUAUGCCCUUCAAAAAGAGCCUCUUGGCUGCCUUGAUCCUCUGCCUCUUGGUGGUAAGGUUUGAUCCAGCUUCUCCUUCUUCUUUGCCCUUCCUCUACAAGCUGGCUCAGCUCUUCCAUCGGAUCCAAGAGGCCAUGUUUUCUCUCUACCGGCUUCCUAUCCACGAUUGAGUGGCUUUUCCCAUUCCACUCAACCUCUCUACUCCCCAGGUCUGCCAUGACAGAAGCAGAGGCACUCAUCCAUGGUGGCCCUCCUGUUGCUGGCUCUGGCCCCACAGGGGUGGGGCCAGCCCUAAUUCUAGAAAGAGUUGAUCCAGUCUGGUGAACUAUGUUUUGCCGCCCGAGUGUUCUCCCCUUUGCACCCUAGUUUGGCUGGUGUUGGUAGGUAAUACGGGAACAAAGUAGGGCCAGGGAGCACGAGUCCUCUAGAAUAAUACUCCCUUGUACCCAAAGGCCCCUUCUAAAGGAGGGGUUUGGGAAAGGAGAGUAUAUCCAUGAAAUAGUCCAUCUUCUUGGUAAAAGCAAAGGAUUGGUGUUUUUAGGUCAGAGUGUUAAUGAAGCUGGAAGUUCAGAAAACUCUGAUGGAAUGACCCCUGGCCUUUCACUUGUGUGGAAAACUUAACCUCUGAAAAUUGCCUCACAGGUCAGGCCCUUAGUUAGGCAGAGUGAAGAUCUGAGAGGGCCACUUAUUUCUCUUCUCUGAGAGGAGCAUAGAGAAGUUAUUUAUCAAUAUACCAUUCCUGUGGUUUUGCAGUAGGCUUGAAGCUGUUUGGGUCCUCUCUUUUCAGACCAGGACGUGGCUUUCAGAACUACCCAGGUAACUGUUGAAAGCAAAGUAAGGCUGCUCUGCUCUUCUCACUGGGUAAAGUGAUCUUGUUUGGUGCUUCUUGGGCUUCAGCUCAAUUUUCCAGGUUGUCAGUGGCCAAGUCCUGCUCUAUUACACACUCAGUAUUCCUGUGUUCUCUUUCUUCCUUUUAGUUCCUUCUCCCUGCUCUGCAAUGGUAUUUUUGUACUUUGUCUGAUGGCUGUCUAACCAGGUUCUGCCUACCUCCUUGGUAUACACCGUUGCUGGUUCUCCUCCCCACCUUCUGUGUCCUGUUGUUCUAGUUAUAGUCUAUUCUUUGUAUAAUGUGCAAAUUUUUCUGCUUGUGUGGCCUUGAAAAGUAGGUCAGCCUCAGAGGCUGAUGAGCUGAAAAUGGAACUGGGUAAUCAGGUGAGUUGGAAGGGAUGUAUGGAGGGAGUUGGCCAGAGGGGAGAUACGGGUUUUGAAGGCAAGGAGCAAUUCAUUGUUAGGAGGAGGAGGACACAUUGGGGCCAUAGCAUUUGGGUAUUUGAAAUGUUUCAGUGUUUUCUGUCACCAGCCACAAGAAUCUUACAAGUUUCUGUGCAAAUAAAUGUAAAACACUACUAUGCUGUUGGAAUUGUAAAAGGCUUCCAGCAGGGGCUAGCCUUUUUGAGGCUGAAGGCCAAACAAACUGCCCCCUGCUGGGUCUUCAGGCAGUGUUGAUGCCAGGAAUAGAGGAGAUGCUUAGUAGUUUCCAAGAGGCUGGUUUUUAGGCGUUCAAGUAAACAGUUUGUCUUUAGUAAAGCGGGUGGGAAAAAUAAAACUCACGGGCCUUUGGGAGGUGAGUCCCUAGGGCGUAGUCCACCUCUGUAGGAAAUAAAUCUGUGUUUUUACAUAUGGGCUUUUAAGUAGAGUUAAGAACCCUGAGAAGAGGAAAAGAGACAGGUAAGCCUUGAGAUCUGUUGGAAUGAUUUCUCAAAAUGAAAAUCUGGUCCCUUUCUCUACCCUAGAUAAAACUCUUUAAUGACUUUGCAUGCCUCACAUGGCAUUUCUUCUUAAAUUCAUCACGGAAUUUAAGGCCCCUUAGGCACUGGUUUUAGCUAAUCCCUCCACUUUUAUGUGGGGCCUCUGUUGCUCAUGCACGCUGCCCUCCAGAGGCCCAGCCAGUCAUGGUUUUCUGAACAUUUCAUGCUCCUUCACACUGCUGUAUCUUUAGCACCUGCUGUUCCCUCUGGAAGGCCCAGCUCCCACUUUUUGCCUGGUUAGCUCCUCAAAUUUCCAGACUUACUCAAGGGUUACUUUUGGGAAUCCUCUCCUGAUGUCUGCUUCCACCUUUUUAUGUUAGUGACCCCAUAGCCUUAUAAUUGCAAAGUCCUUUGUUACCUCCAGUAACUGUGAGCUCUUUGAUGCUGGGGAAUGUGGCUUGUUGCAGUGUUUAAGAAUCAGUUUGGAUCCCUGCUCUACCACUCACGAGGUAUGUGACUGUUGGAAAGUGACCUAUCCUUUCUCAGCCUCAGUGUCCUCAUCUGUUAGUUAUUAUUUCAUAGGGACUUCUGGGCCUAGCCAAGCACCUAGGAAAUAUGAAGCUAUUAGAGAUGUUUAAAUUAAUGAACUGCUAUAGCUGUCAGGACAAAAGGUCCAUGUGCUUUUGGUAUAUUUUAUAUUGUGAAAAGUCUGAGUAAAAAGACCUGACUAUACCCAACUCCUUUUUCUGUCUGUCCCCUGAAGUUCUUCCAUAUUCAGCUUCUAGGCCUCUAGGUUCUCUGUGUGAUGUUCGUCUUGAACUCUGCAAUAUUGUCUGGCAACCAGCCCUAGCUACCUACCUAGUCAGUCAAGGAACUCAGAACCAGAACUGCUCUGAUAACUUUGAUAUUUUCUAAGAAUGGAGGCUGGUAUUCAUAUCAGUCUUCACGUCUGACCUUAAUGAGGUCAGAAAUGAAGGGAGGGCUUCCUUGUUAGACUUAGACCUGUGCUGUCCAACAUGGUAGCCAUUAGUCACAGGUGGCUUUUGAGCACUUGAAAUGUGGCUGGUACAAAUUGAGAUGUUCUGUGAAUGUAAAAUACUCACUGGAUUUUGAAGAUAUAGGACUAUAAAAAUGGAAACUCAAUAAUUUUUAUAUUGAUUGCAUGUUGAAAUGAUAGUAUUUUGGGUAUGUUGGGUUAAA
Lontra canadensis (Northern American river otter) is the source of this 3968-nucleotide messenger RNA. It is a transcript of the gene PEX26, whose product is annotated as peroxisomal biogenesis factor 26. The transcript is spliced from 6 exons. Gene Ontology annotation, biological process: protein import into peroxisome membrane; protein import into peroxisome matrix. Gene Ontology annotation, molecular function: protein-containing complex binding; ATPase binding. Bases 255 to 1190 code for a protein of 311 amino acids. Gene Ontology annotation, cellular component: peroxisome; peroxisomal membrane. NCBI's taxonomy places the organism in Eukaryota, Metazoa, Chordata, Mammalia, Carnivora, Mustelidae. The record is from RefSeq and is a predicted model, not a curated record.